CUCGUUUAUUAAGCUAGAAGCUCAUGCGAUUUUGCUAUUUGCGCGGAAUUCUUAUCUUUUAUAUUAUUAUAUAGGCGCUCGAUCAUUAUUCUAAAAGCUCGAAUCAUACUAUGUUUAUACGGAAUCCUAUGUAAAUCUUAGAUCAUUAAACUAAAAGCUUGCAUCAUCAUGCUAUUUUACGCGGAAUCCAUAUCUCUUAAAUUGUUAAGUAGACUUGAAUUCCAUCAUUAUAUACUAAAGUUAUACUUGGUUUAUUGAAUAGAUAGCCUGAAAUAUAAUGGAAGAACUACUUUUUAAUUUUUGAGAGAAAUAUUUAUUCCAUUAAAUCAUGGAAUAACAAUUGUAAGAAACUAUUAUUACAUAAAUCAAACUACGAAUUAACUAUUCUACUUUAGAACUAUUCUAUAAACCAAACAUAGCGCAAAAGUUCGACUCACGCAAUUUUGAGUGGAAUGAGCCUAUCAAUGUGCAAUGCUAUCAUAAUACCGAAAAAGAGCAACUAAAGUAGUCUUUCAAUUCUAAUGAACUACACCUCCCAUUAUAGUGGAGAUAAAAUUAGGUGAUUCUAUAUUGUGUCCAAGUCAGCAAUCUACCUUGCAUGCCCAUAUUGUUUGAGAAAUCUGACCUUUUUUGCAGAAAAAAGUAAGAGAAUCAACUUGACUACUUUUAAGUUGUCUACUCUCUUCCAUAAGAAAAGAUACCACAAACCAUAACUCAUUUGGUUAGACAUUCAACUCCAUUAUAGAUGUUCCUGCUUUGAUUGUAUUAUCCUUUGUAGGGUUGUGUAAAAGAAUUUGGAUGGGACCCUUGUUGGAUUAAAGGUGAGGUGAGAUAUUGUAAGUGCAUAUGCUUUGCUCGUUAUCUUGAGGUUAAAGGAAGCGGAAAAUUGCAGAAAGAUGAAGUUUAUGAAACUUGGGACGCGCCACGAUACCUUCUACACAGAAGAGGCUACCAGGUCUGUGAUUUCGGAUGUACCUAGUGACCUUGUCAUUCGAAUCAACAACAUUAAUUAUCUUCUUCAUAAGCUGCAGUUUCCGCUUCUUCCGAAAUGUGGCCUCCUACAAAGACUGUGUUCCGAUACAGAUGAUUCAAGCGCUAUUACUAUCGAACUUCACGAUAUUCCAGGAGGAGAAGAGGCUUUAGAGCUGUGUGCCAAGUAUUGCUAUGGCAUAACAAUAAACCUGAGUGCCCAGAAUAUUGUACCUGCUUUCUGUGCAGCUAAGUUCCUUCGAAUGACUGAAUCUGUCGAAAAGGGAAAUUUUGUUCUCAAACUUGAGGCAUUUUUCAAUUCCUGCAUUUUGGAAGGUUGGAAGGACUCCAUUGUCACAUUACAGACUACGGUUAGGUUGACAGAGUGGUCGGAGAAUCUCGGAAUCAUCAGAAAAUGCAUUAAUUCAAUCGUCGAAAAAAUCCUUACUCCCCCACCAAAGGUUACAUGGUCCUACACAUACACCAGACCAGGGUUUAAAAAGUCUCAGCAAUCCGUCCCCAAGGAUUGGUGGACUGAAGACGUAUCUGAUCUUGAUAUAGAUCUCUUUCGAUGUAUAAUCACAGCCGUAAGAUCUACAUACAUGCUGCCACCGCAACUUAUUGGUGAAGCAUUGCACGUAUAUGCUAGUCGUUGGUUACCAGACAGUACAAAAACUCAUCCUGCACAGAUUUCAGUCACUCAAAAUGAAGAUACAGAGAAAAACAGAAAAAUUCUCGAAGCCAUUGUAAGUAUGAUUCCAGCAGAUAGAGGGUCAGUAUCCGUUAGCUUCUUGCUAAGACUUCUUAGUAUCGCGAAUUACUUAGGAGGAGCAUCGCCUAUUACGAAAACAGAACUCGUUAGGAGAAGCGGUUUGCAAUUAGAGGAGGCGACGGUGACUGAUCUAGUAUUUCCUUCACAUUCAUCAUUCAAUCAGUGUUCCUAUGAUGUUGAUUUGGUUGCAUCAGUAUUGGAAAGUUUCUUAAUGCUAUGGAGAAGACAGUCACCGCAACCUGUCGAAAAUUCGCAGUUUAUAAGAUCGCUUAAAAAUAUCGGAAAGCUCAUCGAUUCGUAUCUGCAAGUGAUUUCAAGAGAUAAGAGCCUGCCUGUAUCUAGAAUGGUUUCACUUGCUGAAGCUUUGCCUGAUAUUGCAAGGGAAGUUCAUGAUGACCUUUACAAGGCAAUCAACAUUUAUCUCAAGGAGCAUCCCGAGCUGAGUAAAGAAGACAGAAAACGUCUCUGCAGGCAUCUAGACUGCCAAAAACUAUCGCCAGAAGUACGAGCACACGCAGUGAAGAACGAACGACUGCCAUUAAGAACCGUGGUGCAAGUCCUCUUCUUUGAACAUGAGAAAGGUUCCAGAGCAACAGAUCAGAGAAUGCUAAACCAGGAGACAAGAAGAGGGAAAAAGACGCAAAUUUCCGAAGAAAAAAUAAGUAAAAUGCAAGAUGAACAAUCAACUGAAACUAUUCCAGAAGGCAGCACGAGAUCAUCAGAUCAUCGGAAAAUGAAGAAACAGCAAGAAUCUGAAAGAAAGUUACCGGGCGGAGAAGAAGGAAGUUCAGGAAGUAAAAUAGACCCCAAGAAUAUAAUUCAGAGCAGAAGUAGAUCGGACCGUGGCCGUGACAAAUGCAGAGACAGGUAACAAAAUCAACAAGAAUAAAAGUUUUAUCUGUAUCCUUAUAUAUAUUUUGGCAAUGCUGUGUCUAUGCAAUUUCUUCUUUCCUGCUCGAUGCCUGAAUUCUGAAACUCAAUUCGAUCAUUAUUAUUAGUAAUAUGUACAAUCAUUAAUAUAGUGUUGUAGAUAUUAAAAUAAUACUAUAAUUCAUUAUUUUUAA
Messenger RNA from Mercurialis annua (annual mercury), 2805 nucleotides. RefSeq names its product BTB/POZ domain-containing protein At5g47800. Lineage: Eukaryota; Viridiplantae; Streptophyta; Magnoliopsida; Malpighiales; Euphorbiaceae. The transcript has 7 exons. The coding region runs from base 897 to 2612 and encodes 571 amino acids. The record is from RefSeq and is a predicted model, not a curated record.